Messenger RNA from Gaeumannomyces tritici R3-111a-1, 660 nucleotides. RefSeq lists its product as hypothetical. NCBI's taxonomy places the organism in Eukaryota, Fungi, Ascomycota, Sordariomycetes, Magnaporthales, Magnaporthaceae. The transcript has a single exon. Bases 1 to 660 code for a protein of 219 amino acids. The record is from RefSeq and is a predicted model, not a curated record.
AUGUCGGUCCACGACGACGGCUCAGACGGCUCAGACGGCUCCGACGACGCCGCCCUCAUGGCCGAGACCAUGGGCUUCGCCGGCUUCGGCGCCCAGACGCGCCCGUCCAAGAAGCGCCGCAUGAACGACGCCUUCGUCGAGCGGCCGCAGGGCUCCGCCGCCAACGGCACGCCGCUGGGCGCCCGGCGACCAGCCCAGCCGCAGCCGCAGCCGCAGCCGCAGAGCGCGGAGCUGCCCCUCCACCAGGCCGCCGCCGCUGUCGCCGCUGCUAUUGCUAUUGCUGCUCCUUCCACCAACGACGACGAGAUCGACCUCGACGAUGACGAUGACGACGACGACAACGACGAGGGCGGCGGCGGCGGCGCACCCGCCGCAGUGGCCACCCCUCCUGCUGGCCUCCCGCCGCGCCCGCCCGCUGGCGGCGGUGGCGACGGACCCACUUCGGGGCCCCACAGCCAGCAACAACAACAACACCACCAGCACCACGGCAGGGGCGGCGGCGGCAGCGGCCGACACGGCGACCCGUCCGCCUCGGGCCGGCAGUGGUGGCUCGACUACUACGACCAGAGGUUCAACGAGAACCCGUGGGCGCGCCUCGAGAAGUCGCUCGGCCUGGAGCCGAGAGGCUCUUGGCCCCCGCCCCGCGGUCACGUUUAUUGA